Messenger RNA from Triticum urartu, 1181 nucleotides. RefSeq names its product RNA-binding (RRM/RBD/RNP motifs) family protein. The record is from RefSeq and is a predicted model, not a curated record. NCBI's taxonomy places the organism in Eukaryota, Viridiplantae, Streptophyta, Magnoliopsida, Poales, Poaceae. Gene Ontology annotation, molecular function: nucleic acid binding.
UAGCCGGUCCGGCCUGAACACAAAAACGAAAUGCCACUGCUGCAGCUGCCGACCGCGUGUGGCGCCGCUGCGGCGUCGGCGUCGGCGCCGGGCCCCUUCUUGCUCUCACGGCCGCCGCCCUCGCGGCUGCGCGCGUCGCACGUCCUCUUCGCCUUCCCUCGCCUGAGGAAAUACGGCCGCCGGAGCCGCGAGCCGGUACCCACCACCCUCGACGACGACGACGAGGAGGAGGCGGAUGAGGACGACGACGACGACAUGGAGGAGGCGGUUGACGAGGACAUCUUCCUCAAGAACCGGCCCAAGCCGGCCGGUUUCGGCGUGGGGAAGACCUACACCACCGACGUCGAAGAGCAGCUUCUCCGGGAGAUGGGCAUCGGCGGCGCCGGGCGCAAGAGCAAAUCGGCUCCGCCCAAGAGCAGCAAAACCAACGGCUCGGCCACAGAAACCGCCGCAGAUUGCAGUAAUGAUGGCGUUCAUGUUCGUAUUUGGAACCUCCCGAAAAAGAAGAACAUACAUAAGGACCUGAACCUAGCUUUCAAAGGGUUUCCUGGCCUGGUAACUAUAAACCCAGCAAACUCUGGAACUAAGAAGACCCGUGAUCCUAUUUGUAAGGGUUUUGCAUUUGUCAAACUGGAGUCAGUGGACGCUGCGACGAGGUUUGUUGAACUGUACUCUCGUAAAGCUGUGUCGUUCGGCAAGGUUGAGAAGCCAAUCAAGUGCUGUAUUGUUGAAGGGCACAUCUCUACGGAUCCUUCAGGUCCAGCAUCCAGCAGUCAGCCACCAGGGUCGAACCCACAACGGUUGGUAGCCGUAAGAUGAGCAGCACAGUUGAUCUGUCAUCAAUCCAGUUGCCACUCGGUACUUCAACAGACGGAGAAUUCCGGGAAGAAGGUUCGCUACAUAGAUAUUGGCAUGCUUCGCUCAAGAUUGCGAAGACACGGACCGUUUGGUCGGAAUUCCCGAUUUUGUAGAUGAUAUCAAGCAUUGACAUUAGCAGGAAGCCCUUUCUCCAAUGGGUUUAUUUAGAAGAUAGGCAGGGAUUAGACUCAGGUAUGCAGUGGUUUUUUUUAGUUAAAUUCACGUGAAUGUAUUGUGUCUAAAUUAGGUCCACUGUUUCGGAGAAGGAUUUGAAUCUAAAUCCGCGGCGUCGUUAUAAAUCCCCAGAUUAAAGUUGCUUCAAA